GUUCUUCUCGAGCUCAGUCGACUGGUUGGUUCAAGUAAGGAUACAAGCAAUAGUACGAUGAAUCAUACUUAAUUGUAUGUAGCUCCGUCCAGUAGAUCGUAAUUCAAUCAAUUCUACAAUUAAUGGAUGAUACAAAAGUUAUAUAUGCUGGGUAUUUGAAGAAGUCGCCUCCCGAGCGACGCCUUUGGCGAACGUGGCACAAACGGUAUUUUGUACUCAAAUCCAACAAAACCUUAACAUACUAUCCAAAUGAAAAAGACACCAGGCCAGUUAAAGAUCCUGUGGAUUUACGCCAAUGUCUAAGCAUUGAAGCUAACCUUCGGCACAACAACAAAAGCUUUAAAUAUGUUUUUAGUAUCAAUACAACAAACAGGGUAUACUACCUAGUGGCAGAGUCACAAAACGAAAUGGAAAAAUGGGUCAACCUGUUGUGCAAGGAGUGUGGAUUUGAAAAACAAGAUGACAAAUCAUCGCCAGACUUUCUGCUUAAAAAAUCUUCUCCAAAACAAACAAAGAGUCAUGUGCAAACUGUAUAUCCCAGUCCACUGACCCCCUCACCUCCAGCCACCUGUCCUCUCUCUCAAUCCAUGCCAAUGUUGACCAAGUGCAGGGCUGUCAGUGACCCUCCAGAUUCUGCAGAAAUCAUUAAAAGAGCCGAAGAACAAUAUAAGACUGCGACUUUGGAACGGCGGCGAUCUACUGGUGUUCCUUCUAGAGAACACUUGACUCUACCUGUGCGUGGACCAGAUUUAAGUAGAGUGCCUGAAUGUUAUGAUACAGUACCACCACCUAAGCCCACUUAUUCAAGUAGAGACCUAGCUUCUCCCCAAAGACCUCCAAAAAGGAGAGAUUAUAGUGAAGUAGAUGGAGGGUACACUAGUCUGGCACAGCCAUCACCAAGAUCCCCUGUAGAUAGUUAUGACAUUGUACCACCUCGUCGGCGUUCAACCUGUUCCACAGACUAUGAUAUUGUUCCUAAACCACGGCCUGCAUCACAAGCAACUGAUGAUGAAAGUCUCUAUGACAUACCUCCAUUAUUGAGAAAUUCGAAUGUUAGCAACUAUGACUUCGUUCCACCACCUAGACCUGCGAGUGAAAAUGAUCCAAGCCAACUUUAUGACUAUGUUCCCAACCAUAACCCUGAAGAAAUGUAUGAUUCACUUCCUCCUAGACAUAUGAACUGUGAAGAUGAAACAUAUGACGUCCCUCCAAGAGAAGCUUAUGAUAUCGUUCCUCCUCCAAGACCAACAACACAAUUAAUCGAUACAGCUGAUUGUUAUGACACACUGCCCCCAGCAGGUCAAGACAAUGAAAUUUAUGAUACUCCCCCAGCAUUUUCUGCCAGAAAUAAUCAAGAAGUCAGUCAUUCACCUCCACCAAGACCACCCAAACCUUCAGGUAAUGUGCAAGCACAGGAUAUAUAUGAUGUCGUACCUUGUCCACAAAAUUUGGGUCCAGUCACUGAAAAUAGAGACUCUGGUUUAUAUUCAGAUGACGUUUAUGAUGUGCCCCCCAAGCUGAAUACACCUGAUCAAGAAAGUGAUAUAUAUGACAUUCCACCCAAGCCAAGUGACAGUGAUAUAUAUGACAUUUUACCAAGUAGAUCAGAGACUGAUGACAUUUAUGAUGUCCCACCAACACAAGCUGCCUUAUCCCCACCAUCAGUUGACCGAUCCAGCAAACCUCCUUCAGUGGAUCGUAGUAAUAAACCUGAAGACCAUGACUACACGAAUAUGGCACCUCCAGUUAACCGAAAAAUCAAACCACCAGUCUCUAACCAUGAUAUUUGUGGGCAGCAUUCCUAUGUGAACUUACUUCCACCCGUUCAAAGAGCUGGUUCGUUUAGCAAGAAUCAGUCAUUACCAGAAACUUUCGAUGUUCCAAAUAUGCCAAUAAGGAACCAAAAAGAUGUUGAGUAUUAUAACAUGCAACCAUACAGAUCAGAUGAAACAAGGUGUUACAGCUUUUCUAAAGAUAAGGUUCGUAAGAUGAGUGAUAGAGAGGCAUACGAGGAAAUGGAGCCAGUCAAAACAUCCAACCGAGAGUCAGGAGUGCACAGUAAUUCUUCAUCUUCUGAAGAUGGAGAGGAAGACUGCUACAUGGUGAUGUCUUCUCCAGGUCAAAAUGCUAAAUCAUCUCAAAGGUCUGCCAGCCUGCAAUACUGUGAAGUUCAAAUUGUUGAAGGUCAAAGUAAAUGCCAAAUGCCAGUUUCAAAGCGCGGUGCUGACUCCCAUUAUACUACAAUCAACGAGGAAUCUACCAAAGCUUUCCUACAAACAUGCAGACAACAUGAACUAAGCCAAAAGAAAUAGUGUAAAGCAGAAAGAUUAUUUAAACAUGCAGUCGAAGUAGUGAGGAACAAAUAGCUCUGGUUAGACCUUUUUAAUUCAUAUAUUUUAUGGUACAAAGUGAUGAAGGUUUUUGAUGAAUCUCAUUAUCAGGUGCAAUCCUAAAUUAGCAAGGAGAAAGGGUUAAAAUGGGAAAAGGGGUAGAAUGCUAACAAAAAUUGAAAGGAUGAAGAAAAAGCACAUAAAAUAUGGAGAGUUACAUAGCCUUUAAAGGAAAAUCUGUCCUUCCUCCUUCCAGCUAAUUUUUGGCCACUCUGACACUUCAACUUCAGUAUUUAGUCAAGAUUUUCUAUCUUCAUUCCAAGAGUAAUAAGCAUAAGUUUGUUAUUAUUAAUUAGGAAACUGGUUUUGACAUAAGUAAAGUCACAGGCAUAAACAAUAAAGUAGUACAUUACAGAUAAAAACAAAAAUGUAAAUAUCAUCAAUAUUCAAAAUAAUUUUUAAAAGUAGCAUACGAAAUCCUUACAGUCAAAUCAGGUUUUUUAAAUACAUUUUUGAGCUUGAAAAAUGUUUAAACAUUUUCGGGUGCCUAAUUUGGACCUUCAAUUUAGCCAGUGUGCGGGUGAUGAACAAACACUCGGUGCUCAAAACUGAAUAACAUUCAAAACUUUGCACAGAACGCUAUAUUUUUCUUAAAUAGAUUUCAACUGGUAAAAAGCAAACUUGUGUCAAAGUUCUUUUUUUAAACAUACGUUUUUCAGUAGAACUUACAGACUGAAAUGCGUCCUGUGCUUUUGUUUUUGUUUGAGUACGGUUUUUGUUUCAUUAAUGCUUAAUUUUAUUCUCAAAAUUUUCUUCAAAUCUUUAAGUUAGGUAUCGAAAAUAAUGUUUAAAGAAAAAAAGGCUCUGAAAAAAUAACUUCCAUUGCUUUCAUUUUUAGUUUCGAAAACUUUAGUCAAGAUGGUAGCUCGGGAAACCGAAAUCUUUUACCGUAUGAGAUAGCUAGUCGGUAAUACGACUUAAUUGUGACAAAUAAAGCUAUAAACCUUAAGCAGAGUAAGAUAAAGAUAUGUAAAUAGGCACAAUUUAACUAUAAGCACAAAAGGCUUUUGGAAAGAAACUCUUACAUUGUCAGACAUUUUGUAACCAGAUAUCUUGUUUGUUGUUUUUCUUUUUUUCCCAAAUGAACUCAAUUUAAAAAAAGUCGAUAAACUAUAUACAGAUAAUCCAGGUUUUUCUUAGUUUUAUGGAAAAUUUUAAAGUAGAAUAGAAGAUGUACAUGAAAAAAUGAUUAAUUAAAAUAUAUCUUAACUGUAA
Messenger RNA from Actinia tenebrosa (Australian red waratah sea anemone), 3605 nucleotides. RefSeq lists its product as uncharacterized. Gene Ontology annotation, molecular function: signaling adaptor activity. Gene Ontology annotation, cellular component: cytoplasm. NCBI's taxonomy places the organism in Eukaryota, Metazoa, Cnidaria, Anthozoa, Actiniaria, Actiniidae. Gene Ontology annotation, biological process: signal transduction. The record is from RefSeq and is a predicted model, not a curated record.